Zalophus californianus (California sea lion) is the source of this 3898-nucleotide messenger RNA. RefSeq names its product progestin and adipoQ receptor family member 7 (gene PAQR7). The record is from RefSeq and is a predicted model, not a curated record. The transcript has 2 exons. Gene Ontology annotation, cellular component: plasma membrane. Gene Ontology annotation, biological process: response to steroid hormone. The coding region runs from base 1362 to 2408 and encodes 348 amino acids. Gene Ontology annotation, molecular function: steroid binding; nuclear steroid receptor activity. Lineage: Eukaryota; Metazoa; Chordata; Mammalia; Carnivora; Otariidae.
GGCAGAAACAUGAGAGCUUUAGCCUGCCCAGAUCUCCUUGCCUCUUACAAUGACUGGUGCAAAAGUAGUUGCAAUAAAUAUCUGAUGAAAGAUGGACAGAAAAUCAGGAUGCUGAGUCCAGUAAGCUCAUUGGAGGGAUGGGAGUUGUCUGGCAGGUGUUUCAAUAGAUACUUGAUUUAACGAAUGACACAGUGAAUGAUGAUAAGCUGAAUUAAGCAACUGGUUUCAGGCAAAACUGUAUAGAAAGUAUAUAACUAUGAAAUGAUUAAUAGCACUUGUCACCUUGUCUUGCGAAGGACAGUUUAGGGUAGUGGUUAAGAUUGCAAACUGAGUCCAGACUGUGCCUCUGCCUAGCUAGGUGGGUGGGCAGGGUCCUUAACAUCUCCGUGCCUCAGUUCCUUAUCUGCAAAAUGGGAAUAAUGAUAGUACCUAUUCACAGGGUGUUAUGAAGCAUAAAUGAGUCAGUUGUACAUAAAGGGCUUGAAACGGUGUCUGGCACAUAGUGAGUACUGUAUAAACAUUUGCUAUGAUUUGUUUUCCUUUCGAUAAUCUGCACCAUACCAUGAAGUCCUGGGGGCAGGGAUUAAAUCUUUUUCCUCUCUGCCCUCCCCUGGACCCAGCACAGGACCUGAGGCAGAGGAGGGGCUCAGUAAGUGUUUGCUAAAUGAACAAAUGAAUGAGUGAAUAAAUAUGUUUUAUAUGGUACAUUAUAUAACCUAUACAAGGGGAGUAGACAGGGCAGGGGCAGUAAGGAGGUCCCUUGGAAGUGGCAGUUUGAACUGGCCCUAAAGGAUUUCAGGGGAGGGAAAUAGAGUGUAAUAAACAGAGUGUGAUAUUGGGUUAGGUGGGAAAUAAGGGUAGUAGCAGGGUCUUGAAUGGCAGGGUGAAGGGUUAGAUUUGAUGUCUUUGGAAUUAGCAGCUGUGGGUGGGAGUGGAAAGCCUAGAGGAGGGAUCUUUUGAGUGGACGUGUGGCUGAGGGAAAGGGCUGUUUUUACAGAAUCAGUUGUUAAUUGGGGACUUCCAGGGGAAAAAAGUGGCUUUUUGAGUUGGGGACUUUAAAUGUAUGAAGUGUUAUCGGGAUGCUGUUAUGCUCUUUGAUUCAACAAAUACUGAAUGCCAGCUACCUGCAAAGCACUGCGGGUUCACAAAACAAUGAGACUAACUGCCUACCCUUUGUGAGCUCACAUUAACGAUUUUAAUGCCCAUGAGAAAUGUUAUGAUGGUCAAAGGAUGGGUAUCUUAUGGUAGGCAUUCAAGUAGAGGUCAUCAUCAGAGGUUCAGGGGGCCAGGGAAAGUGUCACAGAAGAAUGGGUUUUGAGGGUUGAGUAGGAGUUUACCAGCUCCUGGCCUGGCCCACAGCCAUGGCCACGAUGGUGGCCCAGAAGCUCAGCCAUCUGCUGCCCGCUCUGCGGCAGGCCCACCGGGAGCCGCAGCCCUCCGGGCGGCCAGAGCCCGUGUUCACGGUGGCCCGAGCCGAGGUGCCGCCCCUCUUCUGGAAGCCGUACAUCUACGUGGGCUACCGGCCGCUGCACCAGACGUGGCGCUUCUACUUCCGCACGCUCUUCCAGCAGCACAACGAGGCGGUGAACGUCUGGACCCACCUGCUGGCAGCGCUGGUGCUGCUGCUGCGGCUGGCCAUCUUUGUGGGGACCGUGGACUUCUGGGGAGACCCCCACGCCCUGCCCCUCUUCAUUAUUGUCCUUGCCUCCUUCACCUACCUCUCCCUCAGUGCCCUGGCUCACCUCCUGCAGGCCAAGUCCGAGUUCUGGCACUACAGCUUCUUCUUCCUGGACUACGUGGGCGUGGCCGUGUACCAGUUUGGCAGCGCCCUGGCACAUUUCUACUACGCCAUCGAGCCUGCCUGGCACGCGCGGGUGCAGGCCGUCUUCCUGCCCACGGCCGCCUUUCUCGCCUGGCUGUCUUGCACCGGCUCCUGCUACAACAAGUAUAGCCAGAAGCCUGGCCUGCUGGGCCGCACCUGCCAGGAGGUGCCGUCGGCGCUGGCCUACGCGCUGGACAUCAGCCCCGUGGCGCACCGCAUCCUAGUGUCCCCCGAGCCGACCACCGAUGACCUGGCCCUUCUCUACCACAAGUGCCAGGUGGUCUUCUUCCUGCUGGCCGCCGCUUUCUUCUCAGCCUUCAUGCCCGAGCGCUGGUUUCCUGGCAGCUGCCACCUCUUCGGGCAGGGCCACCAGCUCUUCCACGUGUUCUUGGUGCUGUGCACGCUGGCUCAGCUGGAGGCUGUGGCCCUGGACUACGAGGCCCGGCGGCCCAUCUACGAGCCUCUGCACACCCGCUGGCCCCACAACUUCUCCGGCCUCUUCCUGCUCACCGUGGGCAGCAGUGUGCUGACGGCAUUCAUCCUGAGCCGGCUGGUGCGGCGCAAACUCGACCAGAAGACCCAGUGAAGGCCUGGGGGCGGGGUGGGGUGGGGUGGCGGCUGGUAAGGGAGGGAGGUAGAGUGGGAGCCCCGGGGUCCGGGCUUGGCUCCAGAGGGGAACAAGGCCUGGUAAAGUUGUUUGUGUCUGGCCUGUGGUGACUUUCUGUGCACGCCUCAGCUGCCAAAGGCGGUACUGGCCAGUCCCUGGAUUUGGGGAUUGGCCAGGAGCUGCUGGGGUCCACUCCUGGGCCUGCCCCAGCCCCCUGCCCUGGGAGAGGAAAAGAGAUAAAGAUGCAGGCCGCCGACCAGGCUUGCCUCUCCCCAUUGCCUCUCACUAGGGGUGAGGAUCGGGGGUCAGCUGGGGCCAGGACCCUGGUUGGGAGCUUCCAGAUUAUCUGGGAGGGGAUGAAAGUAGACUUUAGGCCAGGGGCAGAAGAGGCCUCAGCAACCCCCUGCCCCCCGCCAGAUUUCACUGGUGGAUAGGGAAGGGCAGGCCCCAAAUGUAUGUACCAUCCCUUGAGUUCUAGCCUGGAGUUUUGGAGUUCCACAGUCUCCAAAAGUAGAAGAUUGUGCUAGGGAGAAAUGGAUCUCACCCAGUGCCCAUACCCCCUCAGUCACCGUCCCACACAGUGAGCCCCAGCCUUUCUAGCUCUGGCCUCUGUGACCCACACAUCCUGUUCCCAGCCUCUCUCCUGGUUUCCUUGCCCAUGAUUCAGUUAUCCAUUUCAGUGUUUCCUGGGCCUCUGCUCAGAGGCAGGCUACCAGCUGAGUCCUGAGGAUCAGUGCAGGAUGAGAGCUUUAAUAUGGGAAUGACCUGUCAGGGGAAGCACCAAGGAGGAAUAAUGCUGCCUGCGACCCUCACGGUCUUGGGUUGGGAAGGGUGAAUAGGAGUUUGCAGAUGAAGAAGGGCGUUCCAGGCAGAGGGAAAAGCCUGUACAAAGGCCAAAGAUGUACUGAAGGGAGUUCAGCGGCACUGGAAGUGGGGGUGGUCUGGACUCCGAUAUGUCCUGGAUGCAAUAAAGGACUGUUAAGAGCAGCCUCUUUGCUUCUUGCCUCCUGUCCCAGGAAUGGGGCCCGGGGCCCCCAUGGACCUGCUUAGCAUGUUGAGAUUUUCCAGGGCGUGCUAGGGCCCCCAGGGGUGGGAACAGGGAGGAGGAAGGCAGUGUGUGUUUUUUCUUUGCCUGGGGGUGGUUGGGGGCCUUAUACACUAUGUAUAUGAACUUUUUCUUUUUGGCGGGGAAGGGAGGGCAGUUUUAUUACCAAAUAAGUUUUAGAAGUUAAAGGAAUGUGUAAAAUUUUACAUAAGCACACUUUAUAAUUUGACAAAGAUUUCAUUUUUGGGUCUUUCCUUCAAUCAAGAAGGAUUUUAUAUGUUAAUUUUUAUAAUACUGCUUUUCCACAGUACAGUUUAUAAUACAGUUUUCCACAGUACAGUGAAGGAAAAUUAGGAAGUACUGAUAAGAAAAAAAAAACCCAAGUGAAUAAAAAACAUUACUCUGCUGGGCGCCUGGGUGGCUC